UGUGUUCUCCUGUCAGCUCCAAGGAUCAAGAGAGAGAGCGCGCAAAGAGAGCGAGAGAGAGCAACAGAGCGGCUCAUCGCCUAACCUGAGCCGCACUGGCAUCUCUAAAGUCACCGUCUUCUGUCGUGUAACAACCUGCUAGAAAUUGAGAGGAAAAAAUACGAGUGACUUAUAGGUCCUUGGAGAAAUCCCCUUGGUAAGAGGAAAUAAGAAAACGGGACGCUUCCUCGAUUUUUCGUCCUUUGACAGUGACUGGGGGAGACACAGAGAGAGAGAGAGAAGAGAAGAGAAGAGAAGUGAAGUGAGCGCGCCGCGCGGGGACGAGCUUACUAAAGAAUUGCUGUUCUUGAAAGCGGUGAUAGCUGCGGUUCACUCAUCAGUCCGGAGAGCUAUGGAGAUCAGGACACCCAGCAAACUUGACACUUUGCUGCUGAUGGCGUUGCUGUGGAUGUUUGCGGGUAAGAUGAAAGCCGAAGAAACCAUUAUUGUAGUAAAGGGACGGACAGCAAUCCUGCCGGUCUCAUCCAAGUUCAUCUCUGACCUCAGCAAAAUGACUGUGACCUGGAACUUCUUGUCUUCAACGACCAGUCAGGUGAAUUCAGUGAUGUCAUACACCAUUGGUCAGCAGAGCGAUGGCGACCCACAGUUCAGCAGUCGAGUAGGGUUUGUACAUAAGAUGCCUAGCGCCAAUGUCUCCAUCUUCAUCAAUAAAACAAUGGAGGAAGAUUCUGGCCGGUACACUUGCAAUAUUAUAGUCCCUGGAAUGAAAACUGAUGUACUUUCAGUUGGCCUUAAUGUUGUAGUCCCUCCGUCCAUCCCUGACUGCACUGCAUCAGGUGAGCCAGUGCUGGGUGGCUUUGUGACCCUGAAUUGCCGCUCGAAUUCUGGAAAGCCAGUCCCGAUCUACCAUUGGCAGAAGACAUCACCGACCUCUCAGAUUUUCAUUCCCACAAUGGAGGACUCUGUGAAAGGGACUCUGCUGCUGACCAAUCUGACGAAAGAAAUGUCGGGAAAGUAUGUAUGUGAUGCUUCAAACACAGCUGGCACUGAGUCCUGCUAUAUCAAUCUGGAGGUUUCUGCACCGGUGAGCUCCGGAGUGAUCGCUGGUGCUGUAGUUAGUGUCUUGCUUCUUCUGCUGGCUGCACUCAUCUUCCUUGGCUUAUAUUUGAAGCGCCGCCGGGAUGCAGAAGAGGAAAUGGCCAAUGAUAUUAAGGAGGACGCCCAAGCACCCAAGCGGGCCUCAUGGUCCAAGAACGGCCCAGGCUCGGACAUUGUUUCUAAGAAUGGCACCCUGUCAUCCAUUACCACAACCUCUCACCAGUACCCACAGAAGCCACUCUCAGACACAGCCUCUAUCAUCACUGCAACGGGCAGCACAAUGGGAUACAGGCCCUCCCAUCUACCGCCGGGUGUCGCAGUGAGCAUGCAUGGCUUACCAGGAUACCACCAUAACACCCUUCAGCAAACAAGUGAAUAUUCAUCCACUAUUCCUACUGCCAAUGGAAACACUGUGCCCAGAACUGACGGUGCCCAGCCACAGACACCACGGGCACCAGUCCUCACUUCUACUGUCACGUCUUCUAAUAUCAUGCGCAUGGGUGGGAUCCCAGUGAUGGUGCCAGCUCAGAGCCAGGCAGGGUCCCUAGUGUAGACCUCGGCUGAUGGACAGGCUCUGCUUUGCCUUGUAAAUUAUUGUACAGUUGAGUCACUGAACAAAACUCUUCUGGGAGAGAAAAACUGAUCGACACUCCUGCUUUACGCUAGCGUUUUGAUGUUUGUGCAACUGGCAAGCUUGUUGGCCUCUCAGGGACCCACGUGGGCAGAAAGAAGACCAAUGGUGGGUUUCUUUAAGCACUGAGUUCAGAGAAACCGGAAUAUUUUAAAUAAGAGAGGGGCAUCCUCUACAGUAUAGGAGAUCAUUGGUAGCAGAUCUAUCACAUGUACUAAUUUAUAUAAGGUUAUGCAUUUUACUUCAUUAUUCUUUAUCAUGGCACCACAAAAUGGGGAUGUGGUGCCUGUCAGUUGAGUAUGCAAAUAGGAAUCUUACUACACUCUGUGCACUACUAAUACUAGCACUAUAUAUGCAAAAUUCGGAAUAAAAGAAACUGACACCUCCUACAGCCACCAAUAGGUAGAUCAUUCAAAAUGUAGUAAAUGAGAGCAGCACUCCAUAAAAGAGGUCAUAGGUGGAGAGUUCAUUAUAUUAUCAAUGAUAUUUGCACCUACAUCCGCCCACUGUGGGGUUCAAUCCGCUCUUUCUCCAGGAAUUUGGUUCCAUACGAAACUAUUUCUUGAUGGUACCUCUCUACCUCCCAGCUUUUUGCCCUUAGAGAGGUCAAAUUCCAUAUUUCUAGAGUCAGUGGGGUUCGGUUCGCUGAGGCACUUGCUGUCCAAACCACACCUCAGGGCAGACCUGGGGCACGCUGGAAAGAUGAUAUCUCCCAAGUUGGCCUGGGAAUGCCUCAUUAUCCCCCUGGAGUAAGAGAUGGUGGGGAAAAGGGGCAUCUGGACAUCUUUGCUCAAAAUGCUGCCCCCAUGACCUGGACCCAGAUAAGCAGUAAAAAAUGGUGCCCUCUGUAGGAGGUUACAAGUAGAAAAUCCAAAACAUAAAUGAGACCAACAACCUCUGGCCAUGUGUGAAUCCAAAACGCAAUAAAUUCAAAGACUGCCCGAUGCAGGAGUCUUCAGGCAGAGAAUUGAAAACAAUAUAAAUGAGGGCAGCUUCCUCUGCAGAAGGCAUUACAUGAAGAAAGUAUUUUUUAAUAAAUGAGCGCAGCAUCUUGUUUAAGAACAAUAAUUGGAUCAUUCAAACUGUAAUAAAUGAGUGGAUAAAUACUGGAUACCAUAAGUAGAUCAUUUAAAAUAUUAUACAUUAAAAUAGCAACCCCUCUCAUGAAGCCAUAAGUAGCGAAUCCAAGAUAUUAUAAAAGAAAAACAGCAUCCUCUGCAGGAAGCCAUGUUUUAAUACAGGGGUUCUCAACGUCGGCCCUGGGGACCCCCUGUGGCUGCAGGUUUUUGUUCCAACCAGAUUCCUAAUCAGU
Messenger RNA from Polypterus senegalus (gray bichir), 3041 nucleotides. RefSeq names its product endothelial cell-selective adhesion molecule-like. Bases 392 to 1651 code for a protein of 419 amino acids. Gene Ontology annotation, cellular component: adherens junction; plasma membrane. Gene Ontology annotation, biological process: homophilic cell-cell adhesion. The transcript has 7 exons. The record is from RefSeq and is a predicted model, not a curated record. Lineage: Eukaryota; Metazoa; Chordata; Cladistia; Polypteriformes; Polypteridae. Gene Ontology annotation, molecular function: cell-cell adhesion mediator activity.